Molecule: messenger RNA, 921 nt
Organism: Penicillium salamii
Lineage: Eukaryota; Fungi; Ascomycota; Eurotiomycetes; Eurotiales; Aspergillaceae
Source: the annotation of a GenBank genome assembly
AUGUUCAAGAAACCCAACUAUCUUCGUGGCGGAAGUCUGCAGCUACUGAACCUGAACGUGCCCUUGCCGUUGUCCCGGGCUACCUUAUCCCAGCCCCAUCGACCGCAAGGAACAUAUACAAGCAGGUUUUUUGCCACUGCUUCGCAAUUUCCGCAUCAGGAUUAUUCUUGGCCCAGCAAUUCUUCGUUCACCCCUUAUGACGUCCUAAAUAUCCCCCGCGGGGCUCGGUACUCGAAGCGGAAUUACUAUGACCUCGUGAAGAUAUACCACCCAGACCGACCUUUGAAGGACCAUCCCCUUUUCCACCAGUUAACACCUGAGAUUCGACUGCAGCGCUACCGCAUAGUGGUGGAUGCUCACGAGCUCCUUUCCGAUCCCAGCAAACGAGCUUCCUAUGAUCGAACCGGUGCUGGCUGGGUCCACACAGUCCCAGAUACCAAAGUAGAUUGGCAAACUCCUGGACCGAGUGUCUACGCAAAUGCUACAUGGGAAGAUUGGGAGCGAUGGCACAACCGGCACCAUGCCCCGCAACAGCAUGUUGUUGACCAACGCACCUUUGUUCGGCUUUUGAUCCUCCUGGUGCUAUUUGGGGGUGCUCUCCAGGCAUCAUGGAUCGGAAAGCUACACACGGAGGUUGACGACCGAUUACGCGAGCUAAAUGAAGACUCGGCGCGCUUUUUGCGUGGUCGCAAGGAAGAUACUGUCAAGCAGAUGAACAGCAAUGAAGCCCGCGUGCAGGGUUUCCUCAUUCGGAGAGAUCCCACCGGAGCGGGUCUGAAGGAUGCCGAGCAAGCAGUCUAUGAGAAGGAACUGAACCCCCGACGUGGUUUGGACAAGACUCAGACGGACAACCAGGAGGGGUCAGUAUCUGGCCCGUCCGGAGAAGACAUGCUGGGAAGCACCGAACUCCCUGAGAACUAA